This is a messenger RNA of Racocetra persica, 377 nucleotides long. The record is from the annotation of a GenBank genome assembly. Lineage: Eukaryota; Fungi; Glomeromycota; Glomeromycetes; Diversisporales; Gigasporaceae.
AUAUUCAAAAGGGGAAAAAGUUGAAAAAGGUAGUGACACAUGACAGAUCUAAACCCAUAUUAGACGUUGGAAGUAGCUCAGUUACAACUAGUAGUGCUAAAGGCCGCUCUGUGUCUGCUGGCAAUGGUGGUAGUGCCAAUGUGCCCACGCCUGUUGGCCUUGGUGGCUUGUUUGCAGGCGGUGUACCAAAAUUGAAGAGUCGUAAUAAUGCAGUUGAAACUGAUAAAGAAAAUGGUUUAGCCGCACCUCCUCCUUUACCAGGUGGACGUCCAAGGGCUCCGAGUGGUGAUAAUCGCGCAGUUAGCCUAGUUAUUCCUCCUGUUACAUUAAAUAAAAAUACAGUUCCAAAGAAUCUUGUUAAGACCAUAGCAUCUAAU